Alexandromys fortis (reed vole) is the source of this 1336-nucleotide messenger RNA. RefSeq names its product 3-galactosyl-N-acetylglucosaminide 4-alpha-L-fucosyltransferase FUT3-like. Lineage: Eukaryota; Metazoa; Chordata; Mammalia; Rodentia; Cricetidae. The record is from RefSeq and is a predicted model, not a curated record. Gene Ontology annotation, cellular component: membrane. Gene Ontology annotation, molecular function: alpha-(1->3)-fucosyltransferase activity.
UCAUAAAGAAAACAAUUGUAAUACACUUCCUCCUUCCUUUCUUUCGGAUCACCAUUAUUCUGAGAAGGAUCCUGCGCUGAUCAGGUCUGGGCUGCAGCUGCCUCCUGCUCCAGGUCCCCAGGCCAUGGAUAUGCCCCGAGCAGUAAAGGCACAGUGUCCCUGGCGCCCAUGCCUCGUCAGCCUGCUGCUGCAGCUGCUCUUUGCUCUGGGUUUCUUCUCCUACACCCGAGUGUCCUAUGACCGACCUGGACCCCCAGCUCCUGGUCGCUCCCCGGGACCAGCCUCCACCCCGACUCCCCCUGCCCCCAGACCUCUCCUCAUCUUACUGUGGACAUGGCCCUUCCACACACCAGUGGCUCUGUCGCCCUGUUCCAAGAUGCUCCCGGGCACCGUCGACUGCCAGCUGACCGCCAACCGGAGCUUGUACCCCCAAGCAGACGCAGUCAUCGUCCACCACCGUGAAGUCAGCGCCAACCCCAAGUCACAGCUGCCACCUCAGCCGAGACCACCAGGCCAGCGCUGGGUGUGGUUCAGCUUGGAGUCGCCCAGCCACUGCGGCCAUCUCAGCCUCACCAUGUCCUAUCGCAGUGACUCUGACAUCUUCACGCCCUAUGGCUGGCUGGAGCCGUGGCCGGAGCCUCCAGGCCAAAUCCAGGUCAACCUGUCUGCCAAGACUGACCUAGUGGCCUGGGCUGUGUCCAACUGGAACUCCAAGUCGGCCCGGGUGCAGUACUAUGAGAACCUUAAGAGUCACCUCCGUGUCGACGUGUAUGGCCGAGGGCAUAAACCGCUUCCCCAAGGCAACAUGACGGAGACACUGGCCAGAUACAAGUUUUACCUGGCGUUCGAAAAUUCCCUCCACCCAGAUUACAUCACAGAGAAGCUGUGGAGGAAUGCUCUGGAAGCCUGGGCCGUGCCUGUGGUCCUGGGGCCCAGCAGGAAGAACUAUGAACGGUUCCUGCCCCCUGACGCCUUCAUCCACGUGGAUGACUUCAAGAGCCCAGGGGACCUGGCUCGGUACCUGCAGGAGCUGGACAGGGAUAGCCUGAGCUACCAGCGUUACUUUCGCUGGAGGAAGACGCUCAGGCCUCGCUUGGGGAGCAUGGUUCUGGCCUUCUGCAAGGCGUGCAGGCAGCUGCAAUGGGACCAGAAGUACCAGACGGUCCCCAGUGUGGUGGCUGUCCAGAGUCCUAUGGCUCCUCCCGUGGGCUCCUCCAGCAAUGCCAUCUCUCACGACUGGGCUUUCUUUCAUCGCAUCUAUUUUCCCCGUCUCUCCCAGGCCUUCAGGAACCGCGACCUCCCACAGCCGACAACCCACUUCGCGCAGAGUGAAUGA